GCCUCCGCCUUUCCUCUGGAAGUUCGUGUGGACCACUACCGACACCUCCUCAGGGAGAAAACCAACGCUAACAUGUUGCCUUUGGUGGAAACCCGGUGAUUAUGCGGAACAGCGAGUACAUGACUUUUUCCUACCAGUACUCCGGGUUUCUGCAAGACUUUGGCUUAACAAGAGCAAGUAGUGACGCUUCCGCGGAAGGAUACGGAGCACAGAGAUGGGAAAUAUGAUACUGGUGGCGUUUCUGGUGCUGCACCUGCCAACAGAGCUGCUGUCCAUUCAGGUGGUCGUCCCAGAGGUUGAGAGAACAACAGCGCUGUUUGCUUCGGUGACGAUCCGCUGUGACUACACAACAUCAGCCAACCCCCAGGAGGUCCUCAUCACAUGGAGAUUCAAGUCGUUCUGUAAAGACCCGGUUCUGGAGUACUACUCCACAGCUUAUCAGGCGGCUCUCAGGUUGGGUCAGGAUCCUGCCAAUGACUGUCCAGACAGCCAGCGCACAGUUCGGACCGUCGUCCAGAAGAGAGGCACCAAUGAGCCAAUGCUGGGGUCAGAGUACAGAAAUCGUAAAAUCACAAUCCAGAACAAGGCUGACUUGGUGAUAAAUGAGGUGAUGUGGUGGGACAACGGCAUGUAUUACUGCAAUAUCGAUGCUCCUGGUGACACCACAGGCGACUCGGAUCGAGAAGUCAGACUCAUCGUGUACCACUGGCUAACUGUGCUAUUUAUCAUCAUCGGUGCUCUGUUGCUCAUCAUGCUCUUCUGCAUAUGCUGCUGUCAGUGCUGCCCGCAAAAAUGCUGCUGCUAUGUCCGCUGCCCCUGCUGUCCACAGACCUGCUGUUGCCCUGAAAAAGCCGUGAUGCAGCAUCGGAUGCUGAAACAAGCUCAGAAAGCCAUGGCUCCCUGGAUGUACGGUCAGCCUGUUUACUCCAACGUCAACGCCUCCUCCCAGGGUGUUCCCCUGCUCUACUCAGUCCCAGCCUCGGUGUCGGAUUACUCAACCAAACAAAACAUCUCCUUGACUCCCAUCCCUUUGGGACCCCUGGCCCCACAGCAGCAGCAGCCCCCUUUGCAUGCUCAGUAUGUGAUGAAUGGCAGCCUGCGCAGCAGUAAUCAAAGUGCCAACCCAAUGCUGGACUACCUGGAGAACCAGGUGAGAGGGCUGGAUGUGGGACCCCCUCAAAUGGCACCACAUGCUGUCCGAAACAUGCCCCCCUCACAGCCCCAACCCUCUCCUCCAGCCGUGACCUACGCCCCCGGCCCGCCGAGCAUGUUGUCGGCGCUGGAUGACAUGGGGGUGAAAGGGGUGGAAAGAAGGGUGAUCACUCUGCCUCCUAUCAUCCAGCGAGUUCCCAGCUUUUCCACCCGCAGGGAUCCUGCUGGAGACGGGCCUGGGGGGUAUCCGAGAAUGUCCAGUCACUCUAGUGGGAGUACUAACCGGUCAGGAGGGGGCCAACGGGGAGACAGCCGUGGCUAUAGAACCAGAGAGGACCUUCUACCAAGGCUGGGGAUACUGCGCGAGUACAGCGAUGAAUCGGACUGGGACAACCGGCGAGGACGAGCAACGCACAGGAGUUCAGGGAACGAGAGGGGCAGUUCGUCCAGGAGGAGAGAGCGAGGGUCCAGGCCGCGUGCCCGAAGCCGCGACGACUUGAUGGAGGAGCUGCAUAGCAGAUCGGCAAGGAGGGAGAGGAGCUACUCUCCUCCUAUGCACCACAAAGGAUCCUGGAGCUCAGAUGAGGGCAGCAGCCGGAAAAAAGGACGCAAAGUAAAGGAUUGGCCCGAGAAACCACCCAGCUACUACGCCAGUGAGGUGCAGCCUGGUCGCAGGAAUUACAGCCAUCUUUCUGUAAGAGCUUCCCCUACUGCUGACUCACACACCAAACCAGCAGUGUGUUAAAAUUUAACCUAUUUUGUCAUUGUGCUUUACUACCUUUAGUUUUCAGCCUUUACCUCUUUCUUGCUUCUUUAACCUGUGUGUGUUGUGGCUUUGAAAACAGUCCGCCAUUUUAUAGCAUAAACAACCUGAAAGAUCAAUUUAAUACUCAGCUUAGUUCCACUUUGAGGAAAUACUUCUUUCAUUGUACUUUGAAACCUGCUACAAAGUAUGAUGACCGUCAGAACCUACAGUGGCAGUAUCUUGACGCAUAAGUGUGAGCAUGAAGUAUAUUGGGUUUAUAGCAAUAUGUAAAUAAGUGAAUGAUAAAACAGAAAUGUACCAAUUAAUUACAUGGACAUAAUGUUAACAUAGAGUAUGUUUCUCCAGAUCUUGUGAGAAUUUUCUGCAGAGAAACUGAAAGAUACAUAUAAAAAAAAGUAAAUUUUUAUAUGUAAAAAUGUACUUCAUAAAAUGAAGUAAAUGCUUCAUCUUAUCAUUUCAAGCUGGAAACAUAAGAAUAAAACGACUCUUUAAAAACUGGCUGUUACAAACCUUGUCACUGUGGCAAAAAGAAUCAGUCUGUGUUCUUGAUCGCUCAAUCAGAUGCUCCUUUAGUCGUGUAGAGUAGCAGAUUGUGGCUUCGUCGCAGCUCUUCUCAUUGCUUCAGGUGAUAGAAUAAGCUCAUCAUCUCAAACCUUUUCUGGUCCCUUUUUGAUGGAAUUAAAGAAAAUUGGUACAUUAACAAGAUUCAGCUCCAACUCUUCCACAGACCUUUCACACUGCCCCCAAGUGGCAGCAGGUGGGUACAACCAAUAGAUGUGCAAAGCUCUUUAUCGUCUGUUCUUGCAUAGCUUUGGUUUCUUCCUCUCCUUUGGUGCUUUUUGGUUGUUUCUGUCUGUUUUUGGAUGUGGUAAUCAUAGCAUCUCUUGCUUAGACUCUAACCUUAACUUUUUUUCCACAUUUUUUUUCUCAUAGGAUAGAGGCUCCCAUAGCAGUACCAGCGUAGUCAUCUGAAACAUUUCUCUUAUAUUCCCCUGACUGCUUCCAAUUAAGAAGUUUGUAUCUGAUUAAUAAACUGAAAUGUUUCACAGACCUAAAACAUUUAAGACUGUAAAAAUAUGCACAUGCAUGUAGUAUAUGUGCACAUAUUUGAACUGUAAAUCCUUUGUGUGUGUAUUACAUCAAUAUAAUAAAUCAUGUUCAUUUCCAUUUUUGUUUGUUUUUAUGUAAAUCUUUCAUGUCUCUUUUUCUGUUUUGGGUGCUUUUCCCUGGUGAUGGAAAAAAAUCUUUAGGUUGAGGUAUACUUAGUUUCAACAAACACAUGAAGUACUUUGUCUUGAUUUUUUUUUUCUACAUGUUUUUGCAUAAUUCUGCAAUAUUUAAACAUUUAGUUUUUAUCUCUAAUAGAACAGCUGAAGCAGAAAGUACUUUGAAAUUAAGGAAUGAACAGAUUAGAUUUGAAAUUACUGUUGGCACUGAAAUAAUAUUAAAUGUAAUCUUACCUAACCAUUUCUUUUGUGAUAGAAAAGUAGUGUGUAUAAAAAAUGUUUGCAUGUGUUUUUUUUGUGUGGUUUUUUUUAAUAAACAUUGUCUAUGUAAAACCAAAGUGAUUUUGGUCACUAAAGUGCUUGAAUACUCCUGGAGAAAUUCACCUGAGGUUGAUUGGAGAUUUUCAAUGGAUCAUAUGUGAAUAUAUUUGACACUGUCAUAAAGGCAGAGCAAAACUUAUGUAGUAUUAUUUGCUGCAGUAAAUGUUACAGAUGACAAUUGCUGUCCUGUUGGUACAACAGGGUUGUACAAAUGGCAGCUCAUUAAAUAAAUGCAAUAAAUACA
Messenger RNA from Poeciliopsis prolifica (blackstripe livebearer), 3709 nucleotides. It is a transcript of the gene ildr1b, whose product is annotated as immunoglobulin-like domain containing receptor 1b. The record is from RefSeq and is a predicted model, not a curated record. The transcript is spliced from 7 exons. Lineage: Eukaryota; Metazoa; Chordata; Actinopteri; Cyprinodontiformes; Poeciliidae. The coding region runs from base 215 to 1897 and encodes 560 amino acids. Gene Ontology annotation, molecular function: high-density lipoprotein particle receptor activity. Gene Ontology annotation, cellular component: plasma membrane.